CUGUUUUCCUGCCUCCCGGCGGGAGCCCGCAAACAGUGGGAUGGUGCGCGCCCCCGCGGUCAAGUGUAACUGCAAGUGAACGACAAGACUGGACACACAUACUGAAGAUGGCGAUGAGAGUAGCGCUGCGGUGCCUCUCAGCAAACUUUUCUCCCAGACUGCCUCAGCUCUCAUCGGCAGCGCAGGUUUCAGCGACCCGGCUGCUGUGGAGGAGCGACUCUCCGCGGAUACUCAGCACGACCUCGGCCCUUUCCACAGCCCUAAAGUUCACAGAUAAGCAUGAGUGGGUGCGAGUGGAAGGUGGAAUUGGCGUAGUUGGUAUCAGCAAUUAUGCCCAGGAAGCAUUAGGUGACGUGGUAUACUGUGGACUCCCGGAAGUUGGCCAAAGACUUGAACCAUUGGAGGAGUUUGGUGCCUUGGAAAGCGUAAAGGCUGCCAGUGAGCUAUAUUCACCACUGGCAGGGGAAGUGACUGAAAUCAACACAGAGCUGGCAGACAAUCCUGGACUUGUUAAUAAAGCCUGCUAUGCAGAGGGGUGGCUAAUCAAGAUGACGAUUGAAAAGCCUGAAGAACUCGAAGGCCUCAUGGAUCAGGCUGCAUAUGAUAAAUUUAUUAAGUCACUUGAAGAAUAAAUGGAUAAGCUCACUGUGCUUUUUUUAUAAUGUAAUUGCAAUCAAAGAUUAGUAGGCAGGGUUACUAACAUCUUGUGACACUUUCUUAUUUGUGGUAUUUAUUUUGAUACUAGAAUUGUGCUAUCAAAGUAAUAAAAUCCUCCACUUCAGUUAGAAUUUGUAUAGGUACUAGCCAACCUUGAGGGCUCUUACUUUCAAGAUCUGUCAAUGUACUUGUUUAUCGUGUUUUGCUCCAUGUGCACCAAUGUCAUAAAAGACUGACAAAUGA
Messenger RNA from Etheostoma spectabile (orangethroat darter), 900 nucleotides. It is a transcript of the gene gcshb, whose product is annotated as glycine cleavage system protein H (aminomethyl carrier), b. Gene Ontology annotation, biological process: glycine decarboxylation via glycine cleavage system; protein lipoylation. The record is from RefSeq and is a predicted model, not a curated record. The transcript has 5 exons. Gene Ontology annotation, cellular component: mitochondrion; cytoplasm; glycine cleavage complex. Lineage: Eukaryota; Metazoa; Chordata; Actinopteri; Perciformes; Percidae. The coding region runs from base 108 to 632 and encodes 174 amino acids.